AUGACAGACUCGACCAGUCGAGUGGCAGGGCUCCCAACGUUUUCUCGGCACAUCACCACGCACGAUUCCAACGGAUUGGCAAUUUUCCACACACCAGACCCAGAGCAUCCCGAGAGUUCGACUGAGACGCCAGGCCCGCCGAUAUCGACUGAGCCGACGUGGGUCAACUUCCCAGGCUCGUCGGGAUUUGGCCUCGGGUACGCCACCGACACCACGCCGGCGGACUUUAAUGCAAACCAAGAUCUCGACACCUACUACGACUAUCUCCAUCAGCAUCCAGGGAUCGUGAUUCAAGGCGGGUCUGUGUUGAGAGUGGUUGAUAUGUAA
This is a messenger RNA of Exophiala aquamarina CBS 119918, 327 nucleotides long. RefSeq lists its product as uncharacterized. The transcript has a single exon. NCBI's taxonomy places the organism in Eukaryota, Fungi, Ascomycota, Eurotiomycetes, Chaetothyriales, Herpotrichiellaceae. Bases 1 to 327 code for a protein of 108 amino acids. The record is from RefSeq and is a predicted model, not a curated record.